Leishmania major strain Friedlin is the source of this 1308-nucleotide messenger RNA. RefSeq lists its product as hypothetical. The transcript has a single exon. The coding region runs from base 1 to 1308 and encodes 435 amino acids. NCBI's taxonomy places the organism in Eukaryota, Euglenozoa, Kinetoplastea, Trypanosomatida, Trypanosomatidae. The record is from RefSeq and is a predicted model, not a curated record.
AUGCGUGCUCAAAUCGUCGAUCUCACGUGCAAGCUGGGCGAAUCAAACAAGCAGCGCGCACUUCUGGAAGCGUCCUUUGGCAGGACGGCAACGCUCCCGGCGCUGUACGUCGCUCAAAGUCAGGAUUUCAUGUGCGCUCACGCUAUCGAUGCCGCGUGCUUGCUGGUCGAUGCCGUCUUGCCCUCCCAGAGCGGUGGCGGGCCAGGGCAAUGCAAGGGCACAGCAGAGGCGAGUCCAGCGUGGAGUCCGACUCUGCAGAGCACAACCACCGAAAGCCUUCAGAGGAUAGUGAAGGAUCAGUCGGACCGACUAAAGGAGGCGCACCACGCACUGAAGCGAUUGACGAAUGAGCUGCAGCAGCGCACCGCAGCUUUGCACCAGCAGGAUGCGACCCUCGCCGAUCUGAAGCGCCGCCUCGUCGAGUUGGAGGCAUGCAACACAUCGCUCAAGCAGCAGCUUAUGAACGUGCCGAACACUGAAGAGUGGAAGCAUGCGCAGGAGGAAUUGGACCAGCAACUCGCGCGGACGCGGCUGGAGUAUGAGAGUCGAGAAAGUCAGCUUGUUCUGCAGCACAGCACCGAGGUGCAGGCUCUGAAGGCAUUACAUGAGCGGGAGGUGCAAGAGAUGCAACGAGAGCAGCGCGAUGCUGUUGCACAGGCGGUCCAAAAUGCACUGGCUAGCAGCUCACCGACACUCGUGCGUGGCGGUGCGCAUCCGCCCGGGAUACGUGACGGUGCCGCAGAUGGCCCCCACCCCUGCAAGACCGACGAUGACGCCUACUUGGACCUGCUGAACGAUUACCAAGCGAUGGAGAUGCAGUGCGCCGCCGCCACGCAGGAGCGAGACGCCGUGGCGGCUGAGCAGCAGAUGCUGUUGCGCGAGCUUCAAGAGCUUCUGCAAACCGCAGGAGGGCCGCUUUCAGCCUCAGCCGCAAACGGUAUCUCCACCACCGCCGCAACGACCGCAGACGGGUCCCAACCCACUGCUGGGCGGGACUCGUUUACCCACACCGCCGAUCUCAAAGAGGCUGUGCGCCGGAUCCACGAGCAGCGGCUCACAUUCGUCAAGCUUCAAGAGGAGCUUAUGCACUCUCGCCGCGAAGUGACGCAGCUGCGGCGCUUCAAAGCUGGGCUGCCAGAGGACGGCCUCAGCGCGCAGCAGCUGCAGUACGUGCGCUCCGUCGUGGUGCAACUUCUCUGCUCGCUGAACGAUAUCCGCGUGGCGCGGCACCUGCUACCCGUGCUGAGCAUGCUGCUAAAGUUCACAGAUGACGACCUACAGGCGAUCACGAAGGCGAUGCUACAAUGA